Knipowitschia caucasica is the source of this 636-nucleotide messenger RNA. Lineage: Eukaryota; Metazoa; Chordata; Actinopteri; Gobiiformes; Gobiidae. The record is from the annotation of a GenBank genome assembly.
AUGGCGGACUUGAAGCGGCAGCUGGACGCUUAUCUGGCGCAGUCCAAAGCUAAGAGCGGGAGUCCUCCGCUUUUGUCCCCGGAGGAGGAGCUGCUGUCUCCGGGAGAGGAGCAGGGAGAGCGGGCGGGUUGGACACGAUGGUCACGGUGGUCCCACUGGUCCUCAGCGGCUCCAGAGCAGACCCCGGAGCCGUGUUUACCUUCCCUGACGCGGACGCAGCGACUCUCGGGCUUCGCGCUGUUCGCGUCUCUGUCCGCGCUGUGUUUUGUUCUGUCCGCGAUGUACGCUCCUCUGCUGCUGCUGUAUGCACGGAAGUUCUGCCUGCUCUGGUCCUUAGGUUCCGUGUUUGCAGUAGCGGCGCUGGUGACGCUGCGCGGGGCCGCGGUGUUGCGCUCGCUGCUCAUGACUCCGGUAGCUGCAGUUUACCUGUGUGCCCUGGGGGGGACGCUAUACGCCGCUCUGAGCAUGCGCAGUACGGUGCUGACCGCACUGGGCGCCUCCACACAGGUGGUGCUGUUGUUGGGAGCAGCUGUGUCUCUGGUCCCUGGAGGAGCAGCAGGUCUGCGCUUCAUGAGUGGACUGGUCACGUCUGCGGUGCGGCGAGGCGUCAGUGGAAAGAGUGUUCUGCCGGUUUGA